AUGAGGGGCCUUGUUUCGAGCCUCUUGCCUUCGGUGUUUUGGGUGAUCUUAAGCCUUUCAAGGCAGUGGGUGGUGACUGGCCUUGUUUCAAGCCACUGCUGGCUGCUGCCUCGCCUGAUCCUUCCCUUGCUCCAGGCUGGCCUGCUUGGCCUUUUUGCAGGCCUCCACAUUCGAGCUGGCACUGCUGGCAUUUCUCCAUGCCUCCCCAUGCCCUGGCUCCAGCUUCAGCAAAUUUCCAAGUUCGCCCUGCGCUUGGUCAUCGACAUGGUUGCCUCAGUUCAGCUCUCAGGCUGCGGCUUGCGCAUCCGACUGCAGAUCGAAGCGGAUCCAGGAAGCGCCAAGAAGUGCUUGCAGCAAUAUCCCCUGAACUUGCUUCCCUUCGAAAAAUCCUGUGAGCCUUUGGUGAAAGAGCUGCUCUCUCAGCGAAGCAUCCCUUUACCUGAGAAGAUUCAGGAGGCGCUCUAUAAGAAUUUGUUGCGCGUAUUAGCCUUCUCAGCUACUGCAGCCUUGCAGUCCUCUAAGUUGGAUGUCUUCGGCAUUUGCGUGGAUCCCAACUUUCGCCUGAACUCGAUGCUGAUAAGAAAAGCAGAACGCUCCAAAAAGAACAAGCAAAGUCGAACGCCGGCAUCCAUGAUGAACACCUUGACAAGCCAUCGGAGGGCGACCGACUGCAGUACCGGCUACUACUGGGAGAAGGGCCUCCAACUGGAUGGGCUGCUUGUCCUUUCAGAGAAAGUCUGGAUGGCCUGUGGCGGCGUUGACAAGGGUGGGCUACUUGUGAGACAAGGCUGCGAGCUCACGUCCGAGCUGUUACCAGAACGGCUCGCGACUGGAGCGACGGUCCAGGAAAUGGAACCUGUCGUUGACGGGUCACGUUUGCAUUACCAGCUGCUGGAUGGAUCUGGUCCUAAGACCGGCUGGGUCACUGUGCAGGCUCAAGGGAAGGAGUUGAUGCGCAAAGCAGUUGCAUCAGCAAUCGCGGAUGCGCCAGCCUGCGAGCCAAUCAAAGAGAGGAAGAUUCGAAUCUUGGCACUAGCAGGCAGUUUGACCUGUAAAGAAAUGAUCCGCUACCAGUGUGGACCUCUGGCGGCCAUGUUGGGCAAGGAGACAGCCGAAUGGACCUUUGCUGAGGGAACAGUGCAGCAUCCCUGGGACGUUUCGGUACACCUCAGUGACUUUGAAAAAGCCUUGGUGGGAAAACGACAGCAGAUCUGGUCCUGGUAUGAAGACAUCUACCACUGCCCCAAGGAAAGAAGCAUGAUAGAAAAGCAGUUUGACAAAGAAGUCGUUGUGGAGACAGUCGAGAUUGAAGAUAAGGUGGAAAAACUACAGCAAAGACUAGAAGAAGAGGGGCCCUUUGAUGUUGUCAUUGGAUUCUCUCAAGGGUGUAUCAUGAUGCACUUCCUUAUUGGACUUCUUUGGAAAGAAGGUCGCUCCAUUCCUUGGAAGCUGAGUAUCUUUUUUGAAGGAAUGCACAUCCGAGAUCAUCGCUAUGAUAGUUUAUUUGUGGAAAGCCUGCCACAUCGCACGAUCCACAUUUUUGGCAAGGCCUCACCCUACUAUUUGUACGCCAGGGAGGGCUGGUGCAGCUCCAAAAAGGUCGAGGACUAUUACCAAGAUCCCAAGGUGCUGCUGCACCAGGAGGGCCAUUGCUUCCCAAUGCUGCAGCCUGAUGCGAAGGAGAUCUAUGAGGUACUGUGCCAAGAGAUCAAGCGUCAUGGCCGGAGAUUGCUGACCCUUCCUGGAAGAUCCGCCCCCGCCGUCGAAACAGUGGCGGACCAACACCUGUGCCCUGGAUGUUCUGAAAAAUCCAGGAAGCUGGAGCUGCUGGCCGAGAACUAUCAGAGGCGCAACGGCGGAGGCGGGCGCCCCAGUAAGAGCCCCAGUUCCGAGUCGACCAUCAGCAGUUCGUUUUUGCCAACUGCAGCUGCUGACGCUUCUGACGCUUCAGGAGUCGAAGAGCUCAUCCGAGAGCUACGGCAGUGCCAGGAGGAGCGAACAGCUGCCUUAGAGGAAGCUUCUUCGGCGCUUUCAGAAGCACACGUCGCAGAAGAGAAGUUUCGAGUUAGGGCCUCGGAAGCGGUAAGAGUCGACCUACUGCGUCGAGAGCUUGAAAUCAAGCGGCAGAGCUGCCAGAAGCUGCGGAAACGUUUGGAAAUGACGAGGAAAGAGAAGGAUGCGGUGACGAAGUCAUGCCUUACCGGAGUAGAGGCGGCUCAUAUGCAGAUGAUGCAGAUGCGAGAUGAACUGGACAUGUUGACGCAAGCGGCCAGCGAGGAGCAGCCACAUCAGGGCUCCCCGAAAGAUGAUGAGGAGCUAGCUUGGCGACAACUUAAACUCUUGGAAUGCAGGAAUUUGAGGCAUGACUUGUCCAAGUGGAAGCAUCAGGUGGCCACCUUAGAGAACAAGCGCCCAGCAGAUGAGGUCGAGGUGCGACGCCUGAAGGCUGAGGUGAUGCAUGCACAGGAUGUCCUGGAGUCGACGCGCCAUGCUGUACGGCACCUGGAGGUGGAGCAGGAAAAUAUGGGCGAUUCUGAGGAUGAUGAAUACGACCUCCCGUCACCAAGCACAGAGGUGCUGGUUGAACGACACGUUCGCGAGAAGGCAGAGGAGCGUGGAAGUCACCUGGCCCGCAAGGCCAAGCGAUUGGCUCAGGUUUUGCUCGCACAACGCUUGUUGAUCCAACGCCUAGAGAAGCAACUCCUCAUUGAAGAGUCGCAGCUGGAGCAAAAGGACUUGCGAUUAGCGGGGGAAGAGAAGCUGCAUCUUCGACUGAAGGUGGCCUUGCGUCAGCGUUCGGACGAGAUCGUGGUUGACCGCAUCUUAGGCAAGAUGUCCAUUCCACGAAAGGAGAAGAUGAAGGUGAAGAAGGCGAUUGAUGAGACAGAUACGCCCAAGUCCAACAGCAAGUCAGAACCCACCUGA
This is a messenger RNA of Cladocopium goreaui, 2925 nucleotides long. The record is from the annotation of a GenBank genome assembly. NCBI's taxonomy places the organism in Eukaryota, Dinophyceae, Suessiales, Symbiodiniaceae.